ACUCAUGUCGUCACCGUCUAAGUGAGCGCGCGACUCAAAAUAUCAACAGUAGCUUGAGGCUUGUUCAAUCUGUUAAACUUUGGUAUCUUCGUUUGUAUAGUUUACAUACUUUGCUCUGUAAAAGCAGAUCUGUAGCAUAGUUUGGCGAUGGGCUCAAAGGUGAUAUCUCGUGCGAAGGACUUUUUCAACAUUCUUCGAUUUCUUCAAGAUGAGAAAGGCAGUGACCCACAUACGUAUGAGGAGGACAUCCAAAUAUUAAAAAUUAAUGGACGUAAAAUUACUGCUGUCAGUAUGUACUGUGGCGACCAGACAAUCUUCCUCUGUGAAAAACUUGUUCCCAAAAUAUGUGAGUCUGAUGAUCAUCCAAUAACUGAGACAUCAAACUGUGAUGGUGAUGAUGAUGCUAAUGAUAGUGUCAGUGUGCUCCAGACAGAGCUAGGACCCCAGCCGCUCACAAUCAUGAAAGCAAGGCAGUUGCUGUCUUUUUAUACAUUAUCUCAGAAUGCUAGUGUGUCAGCUGUGGACAACAACCCAGCCUUACACCCUCUGUGGGUACGAUGUGACAUGUCUGAUCCUGCUGGAACAACCUGGUUAGGAGCUGAAACAGUCUGCGUGGGCAGUAAAGUAACUGGUGUUAAACUAUACUCCGUUACCUGCAAAGGUUCGACUGUAGACAAAAAAUCUCUCAUAACCCUAGAGGAACUGAAACAAGAGCAUAAGAAAAAGCAUCACCCAUCCUCUAUGGGGGUUAAAGGCAGUGCCACAUUCAACUUGUUUGGCUCCACUAUUGUUGAGAACACGGCAAUUGAAUCAAAAAGUAGUGUGACAGUGGAUUUCAAAUGGAGCCAUGUGGAGAGUAUCUUUGAGAUCCCACCCCUUUCCUCUACAGCAACACUAAAUAUCAAAGUUGCCAGUGGAGAGAUGAGAAGUCCAAUGUUUGAGAUGUACAGGGAGCUGGAGUUUCUUCAGACUCUUGCUGAUGGUUUGAGAACUGGUGAGACUGAAUGGAUGGAACCUUUGGAAAACACGUCUGCUGUAAAUCUGACCAAGGCCUACCUAGAAGAGCUACAGAACACUGCAAAAACACUACAAGAUCAGGCUACAAAAACAGCUGAGCGCACAAAGCUGAAGUCUGAGACAGACGCUCCCAUUUUCAACACUUUCUUGGAACGAGGUGAUUUGGAUUUUGUGGAGCAGCUGUGGGUUCGAAUGAGAAAAAGCGUAACUUCUUAUCAGGACAUUGGAGACUGUCUGAAGUUGGUCACUGAAGCUCUAAGAUACGGUGACAUCAAACCCUGGAUUCACAGAGACAGCAGCAGCUCCCUCAGUAAGCUCAUUCUGCAAUCCUACCACCAGCAGAUCGAUCAUGUGUCUCUUACAGGUGUCACCCCUGUCAACAUGCUGCUAGAGAUGGGUCUGGACAAGAUGAGAAAAGAUUAUAUCAACUACCUUAUUGGUGAAGAACUGACAACUCUAAACCACUUGUGUUAUUACCUGAGCACUGAGGUUGAUCUGCAGGAGCAAGUGGUCCGACUCAGAAAACUGCACCAUCUGCUGGAAAUAAUCUUGACCUGCCGUACAUUCUUGGCUUUGCCCUACGACAAGCUCUUCCUUCUCACACAAUCAUGUUUGCAGCACUACAAAACAUCACCAUAUGAUGAGGAGCAUGAAUUUAAACUCCAAAUCAAACCAGCCCUGAUCAGCAGUUUCUACCAGAAAGAGCAUCCAGUUCUGUGGGGGGUCGAGGUGUCCAGUGGUAAUGGUCCUCGUGAGGUCAGAACAGCCUUACAGCUCAGUGACAGACCACUGGUUGAUCAUGUCAUCUUUGAAACUGAUUACUCAGAUGAAACCGUGAAUGGGGACAGCGACGAUCCAGCUUUCUUCUCCACCAUGGUGUGCUGCAGCCUCGUCAACUUUGCCUGAAUUUUCAAAGCAGCUAAAACAGCAAAGGAGGUGUUUUUGUAUUUUAUGCUCUCAUUAGCAUUUCAUCUGUUCUGAUACAAGAAUACAAGAACUAUCCAGAUGGACUUAAACUGCAUGAAUAACCUUCACUCACCAGCCACUGUGUUAGGUACACCUGAGAAAUCUAAUAUUUUCUAAUGUUGAGCACACCUCAUGUAUGUUAAUAGGGUGGACAAAAUAUUAGAAACACUUGUAAAUGUAUUUCAGUCACCAUCAAUCACAAUGACCCUAAUAAUAAACCUUUUGAAAACAAAAACUUAGAAUGUAAAACAUUUGUAACAGUGGAAUUUAUGGCAGAACUGUUGCAUUUAAUUGCAUUCGAUUUCACAGGUGUACCUAAUAAAGUGGUCGGUCAGUAUACUUUUAAUAUACUGUAUUUUUGUUAAACGUUUCCAAUAAAAAAAAGUCAGUCCUUUGUA
Messenger RNA from Amphiprion ocellaris (clown anemonefish), 2381 nucleotides. It is a transcript of the gene zwilch, whose product is annotated as zwilch kinetochore protein. Gene Ontology annotation, biological process: protein localization to kinetochore; mitotic spindle assembly checkpoint signaling. Lineage: Eukaryota; Metazoa; Chordata; Actinopteri; Pomacentridae. Gene Ontology annotation, cellular component: RZZ complex. The coding region runs from base 148 to 1923 and encodes 591 amino acids. The record is from RefSeq and is a predicted model, not a curated record. The transcript has 18 exons.